UUUUCCAUGUCAAUCAGUUUGAGUUUGAGUCUAAUAAGUAAGCAAAUAUAUCAUGUAAUAUAUCCGUCAUUUGUAUGAAAUGCCACCAAAGCAUACAUUUCUUCUUAAAAACUGUUCUCUUCUUCACUACCAUGGUUCUCACCAUGCAGCUGCUGGUCACUUUCUCCAUUGUUGCCAUCUUCACCUUUGUCCAUGAGGCCAAGUACUUUGUGCGACGUCAUCCAUGGACAUACUAUGUGUCCUAUGCAGUCUUCUUCAUAGUCCUAAUUGUCCUCAGCUGCUGUGGAGACUUUUGCCGCAAGCACCUCUGGAACUUGGUUGCACUGUCCAUCCUGACCCUGUGCCUCUCCUACAUGGUGGGCAUGAUUGCCAGUUUCUAUAACACAGAGACUGUCAUAGCUGUGGGUAUCACUGCAGUGGUCUGCUUCACUGUCGUCCUGUUCUCACUGCAGAGCAAGUAUGACUUCACUUCCUGUUGGGGCAUGCUCUUUGUGUGCUUGAUUGUGCUGUUGCUCUUCUCCAUCCUCUGCAUCUUCAUCCGCCACAAGAUCCUACACAUCGUCUAUGCCUCACUGGGGGCCCUGCUCUUCACCUGCUUUUUGGCGGUUGACACUCAGCUCCUCCUGGGCAACAAGAAGCUGUCCCUGAGUCCAGAGGAGUACAUUUUUGCUGCCCUGAACCUCUAAACCGACAUCAUCAACAUCUUCCUCUACAUCCUAGCUAUUGUGGGACGUUCCCGUGAAUGAGGCUGCACCUUGGAGAGAACAGCAGGGAGAUAGAGAAUGCCUCCCUUUAUCAUGAAAUGUUGCUAACAUGCCCUCUUCUCUGUACUGUUUAGUAUUGAUGUAAACCAGCUUUGUCUGAUAAAAAAAAACAAAAAAACAUUUGUGCUAGAAAUACCCUUCUUUAAUCUGUCCUUUUUCAAACUGCUGGUGUAAAAUAACUCUGCAUGGCAACAUUGGAAAACUAACAAUGUAUUAUGAUUGUUUGGAACACAAGUGGAAUACUCUGUCUUGCUUGUCAC
Monopterus albus (swamp eel) is the source of this 1024-nucleotide messenger RNA. Its product is annotated as protein lifeguard 1-like. The record is from RefSeq and is a predicted model, not a curated record. NCBI's taxonomy places the organism in Eukaryota, Metazoa, Chordata, Actinopteri, Synbranchiformes, Synbranchidae. Gene Ontology annotation, biological process: negative regulation of apoptotic signaling pathway. Gene Ontology annotation, cellular component: endoplasmic reticulum; membrane; Golgi apparatus. The transcript has 4 exons. Bases 75 to 686 code for a protein of 203 amino acids.